This is a messenger RNA of Leptopilina heterotoma, 4017 nucleotides long. RefSeq names its product putative leucine-rich repeat-containing protein DDB_G0290503. The transcript has 15 exons. The record is from RefSeq and is a predicted model, not a curated record. Lineage: Eukaryota; Metazoa; Arthropoda; Insecta; Hymenoptera; Figitidae. Gene Ontology annotation, molecular function: hyaluronic acid binding. Bases 315 to 3491 code for a protein of 1058 amino acids.
AAUACACACACAAGGAGAAUCCCGCCUCGAAAAAACGUUAAAAAGCCAAAAAGGGGGGGACCCGGUGGUGGAGAACGAAAUAUUUUCUCAUAUAGAAACUUGAAUUCAAGGGGUCAAGAUGGUUUAGGGUUUAAAGGGGGUUAGGAUUUUUUUCCUUUCGUUUUCGCGAGUGUUUUACAAGUGAUUAGUGUUUAAAGUUUUGUUUAAUUCUUGAAAAAAGUGAUUAUUUUUACAAGUGUAACGCGUUAUUGUUUCAAUAUAUCGAGUGUUUUUUUUUCUAAUUGUUACGUUUCAUAAAUAUCUCCCCUCACAAAAUGUCUUUUUCCAAGGCGAGAAUUCAACGAUUCAACGAACUUGGAAGUGAGGCACCGCCGCCCGGAGCUUACGAUCCAAAAUUCGAAAACAAAGUCAAAGGACUUGCAAUUGAGAAAACGGAGAGAUUUCAAGAUUCAAAAAGUGUAUCGAGCAGCGCAGAAUGCAUGUCAGUGUCAAGCAAAGGGGCCGGCAGUACCUCUGGUCUCAAAUUCAAAACGCCACCAGUGCCAAGGAGAAAAGUUCUUGUAAAACAUGGAACAAUGUCUUGUCCAAGAGCAAAAACAAAGCUGUUAAUUUGUCCAAAGGAAUCGAAAGCACAAUACGAUAUGAAAAAUGAAUUGGCCGAUUUGAAAGUUGAAUGUUCAAAUAAAGACAAAACAAUUCAGGAUCAGGAAAAACAUAUCGAGGAUAUGAUUGAAGAGAUAACGGAUUUUAAAAAACGAUUAAUUGAACUCAAUGAAAAAUGUAUUAACGAUGAAGAGCAAUAUCGACGUGAUAUCGAGUCCAUGGCAAAAUUACAGCAGGAAGUAUUGCUUAGUCAUCAGGAGAAGCAUAAAGUUGAAUUGGAUUUUUUGCGUUCACAAUUAUUGGAAUUGGCGAAUUUUAAGAAAGAAGAAAUUCUUGGAUUCAAUCGACGUGAAGUUGAAUUUAUGGAUGAAAUUGUCGCAUUUAAAUGCAAAGAAGCCGAAUUAAAUAAUCGAAUUCAUAUGUUGGAAAAUAAUUUAUCAAAUGCACAGGGUGUCGAGGAAUUGGCAUUGAAUUUAAAGAAAGCCGAGGAAAGAUUAAAUGAAUUAUCUACUGAAAUGUUGGACAUUAUCGAUAAUAAAGAUCACGAAUUAGAAACUCUCAUGGAUCUAAAAAGUGAAAUUGAAGACGAAUUAAACAUCAUACGCGAAGAAUUUCAGGAAAGCCAACAGAGAGCAAAUGAUUUGGAGCGAAAUUUGGAGAAUUUAACGGAAAGUUUAGAAUCGAAUUUAGCAUCAUCAAAAAGUAAAUUUACAUCGGAAAUUCUUGAUUUUAUUGAUUUUUCACUAAACUCAUUAAAUACGAACGAGGAGAAUGUGAAUAUUUUAAUGGAGGAUAAGGAAAUUGAGGUGAGAUUUAAAGAAAUCAUAGAAAAUUUUAAACAAACAAAAAAUAAGGAAAUCGAUGAUUUAAAGGCGAAAUUUGAGAAUCUGGAAAAAGAAUGUGAAGCGGAAAAAUUUAUGAGGCACGAAUACGACGUCAAACACAAGGAAUCAAAUGAAACUUUACAAUUUUUAACUGAAGAAUUGGAAAAAAUCCAAAUGCUUUACAAAGAUGCUUCUCUUCAACUGCAAAUGGCGAAUGCAAAAUUGGAAACUGCAAACGAGAGGCAAAUGGAAAUGGAAACUGAGCACAAAAUAAAAGUGGAGGAUCUUUCGAUAUUUUAUGAAGACGAGAAGAAAAUAUUGAGGAACUUAAUGGAGGAAGCAAGAUUGGAAUAUCUUCAACAAAUCGAAAACAUGUCGAAUGCAAGAAAUCAGGAAUUAAAGGAAUUGGAGGAGAAAAUGGAGAAAACUAUUGACGAUGAACGAAAGCGAGUAAAGGAGCACGCCGAUAAACUUGUGGAAAAUGCUGAAGCAAUUACGCGGGAAACUUUGGCGGCGUGUCGGGCCGAAAGUGAAGAACGAGUGAAAAGAGUGAUUACGGAAUCGGACACAAAAGUGAAUAAUAUGGUGCGAGAGAUGGAAAAAGUUACGGACAACGAAAUUCGUUUGGCUAAUGAAAAAUUUACAACUUCCUUAAAAUGUGUUGAGACUGAGAAAUUAUCUCUUGAGGAAAAAUUGUCGGAGGCAAAUUUAGAAAUUACUCAACUCAAGUCGACUCUCGAGGAGUUGAAAAAUGCCGCUGAAACUCAGGAGAGUUUCAGUCAAAGUUUACAAGCGGAAUUGGAUCGAGCCGAGGCCGAAUUAGCGGAGAAGAAAGAAGAAUUUCGCAAUUUUAAGGAUCACAUCAGAACUGAAGCUGCAGAAAUGGUUUCGCGAAGAAGAAGAUUCGAGGUGGUAAUGUCAGAGAAUCAAGCGUCUCUUGCAGCCCUAUCAAAUCGUCUCGCACAAAGUGACAAUGAAGUGAAAAGACUUCAGCGUGAAUUGGAAAUUAGUGAUACUUCAAUUAGCGAUUAUCGUGAUUUAUUGUCAACAAUGCAAAAUAAUGUGAAACAUCAUCAGGAACAAAUGCAAUUAAUUUCCGAACAAUUGAAAACAAAGGAGAAUCUCAUUGAUGAAAUUGAGGAAAAUUGUCGCGUUGAAAUUCAAACGAUAAAAUUGUCACUUGAGAAAAAAAUUGACACUGUCAUGGAGACAACUGCAAAUGAAGUGUCACGACUACAAGAGGAAUGCACAAAUAAAACUAAACUCAAUAUUGAGUUGAAAAAAAUGUUGGACGAAAUGUCAACAAAAUGGAAUGAUGUGCAAAUAAUGUUAUUGCAAUUCGAAGAACAAAUGGACGAGCAAUCGAUUGAAAUUGCAAAUUUAGAGAUUAAAAAUGCAAAAUUGGAAAUCGAGCUCAAAAAUCAAGUGAAUCUUUUAAAUGAGAGCAAAACGCGAGAAUUCGAAAAUGAAGAGAAUCUACAAAAGUUGAAAGAACUGCGAGUGAAAAUUGAAGAUAUACAAGCAACGAAUCUUCAUAUGAAGGAAAAAAUUGAAAAAUCCGAGGAAGAGAAGAAAAGUUGGAAAACAGUGGAAACGUCAUUAAUGGAAAAUUUGAAGAAAGAAAAAUUAUUCCGAGAGAAUAGUGAAAGAGAAUUGAACGUACUUUCGGAUACUUUCGAGCGAAUUAAAAGUGAAUACGAAGAAUUAAAUGAGAAAUAUGCCGAAGUUUUGGGACAUCACAACAAUCAUCAAAGGAUCAAGCACAUCUCAAAAUUGAAGGAUAAAAUUCUCAGUCAACAAAAGGAUAAUCUAAAAUUAAAACAGGAACUUGAAUGCAAGACGAAGCUAAUUGAACAAUUAACGAUGACAACGACGACAAAAUUAAGCACAGAGAAAAUUGUUAAAUUGGCCAAAGGAAAGGAGAAUGUGUGCUCUUUGGGAAAAACGUCGGCGCCGCAAAAAAUACGUACAAAUUCUUCUACUGCACUAUCGAAAAGUGCAAAUACAACGCCAACAGCAUCGCCAAGUAAACCCUUAACGCCUCUACGUAAUCGAAACGACUAACAAAAAGAAAAUAUAAAAUUUCAUUAAAAAAAACUAUAAAAAUACAAAAAAAAUCACAAGAAAAACUAUAAUUAUAUUUUAUAAGUAAAAUUAAUAUUCAUCAUUAUAAGGAAAUAACUGUUAAAAAGAAAACAUUUGCAAUCACAAGAAACAGACUUCUAGAGAAAAUUAUUUUAAAUGAAAAAAAUAUUUUAAUUCUUUAAAUGAAAAGAAAUAAUAAUUUACAAAAAAAAAAGAAAUAAUAUGCAAUUCUGUAAAUAAUUUUUAUAUUGGAGUUUCAAAUUCGUUUUUGUUACUUUCGACAGUCGACAAAAAAUUCAGAGAGUCGAAAAAAAAAUUAUAUAUUAUAUUAGAUAACAAUUUACAUUUUUCCCAACGAGGGAAAUUUUUAUAUCACUAAGAAAACAAUAUCAUAUAUUUUUAUAGACAAUAAGAUUAAAAGAGAAUUAAUAUUUUCUUUUUUCUAUUCUUAAAUUUUUAAAUUAAAUUUUUUAAACACUUGUUUUAAAUCAACGUCCAAAAGUUA